AUGUCUUGGCUCCUAAUAACAGAAAAAAUGCUGGUUUCUUGUAUACAAAUGUGUGACAAGAAUUUUAUGAUCUCCAGAUUGAGUGUUUGCAAGCUCACAUCUUCACCUAUGUUAGGAUUGGUUGGCAUCUUAUUGUCGCAACAGCCAUGCUUGGAGCUUUGUUAUAAAAACAAGGUCUCUUUGAGUUCAUUUCACUUCAAAUCUUCACCCUACCUCAUUCUUCGGUAUACUCCUGCUACUGCCACUGUGUUUUUCUAUGCAUUUUUUUUCUCUAGGUCAAACUUUGUAUGUUUCUUGCAUUAUCAUUAUCAAUGCAUGAAAGUUGUGACUUGGAAAUACUUAUCUUCUGUCAUGGUACCACUAGGAACAGCUGUAAGGAUGGUAAAAGCAGUUAGUACCUGUAAAGUCUUGUUCGAAAAUGAUAUUGUAUAA
Messenger RNA from Ilex paraguariensis (yerba mate), 432 nucleotides. The record is from the annotation of a GenBank genome assembly. Lineage: Eukaryota; Viridiplantae; Streptophyta; Magnoliopsida; Aquifoliales; Aquifoliaceae.